CGUAAAAACUCGAAACGAAGGACGAGCUUCGAGUUUAUGACGCGAAAUACAAAUAUAAAACUAUCCAUUAUUCAUGCUAAUUGGCGAUAAUCGCGAAGAAUUGUAUAAUCGGCGAGUCGGCGAUUUUUUCAAUUCGCUCGUGCGAUGAAAGUGCAUCGUGGCCUACAACACGAGCACACGAGACAAAAAUUGCCACGGCCAAUGUUUACCAUGGACCAUGCAAGAUGUGUAAAUAACGCUAAAAAUUCUUCGCCAAGUGUUAGGAAACACGGCGAGAUAACGAGCCUCUGCGUUACGCAGUAAACGCAAUGCAACUCACAACGUGUUGCAAAUGUUACUCGUUAAAAACGGGGACAUUGUUCACUGGAAUAUUGGGUAUAGUCUUAUCAAUUAUUUCAUUAAUCUUAAUCUUUACUCUAAAUGUCGAAUGGAAAACAAUAUUGAUCGACAUUGUAGACCAGAGCAUCGUCAGGAUCAUUUUUGCGAUAAAUUUGUGCAUGACGAUUCUGAUCUCAACAUUGCUUAUAGUUGGCGCUCUUAAGAAAAAAACAUUUUUAAUGCUACCAUGGGUAGUUUUGGGUUUAAUAUUAGCAGUUGGUUUAUUGGUGAGUGUCCUCUAUACGUCCAUCAUGUUCUUCGUAUAUCAUGACGUAAUAAUUGGAAUUCUGUGGCUCAUCAUUGGCCUCCUAACCAUUGUAAUCUAUGUAUACUUGUGGCUGGUAGUGUAUAGUUAUUUCCAACAAUUAAGGUAUGAUAAAAUGAACAGCCGAAUCGAUCCAUAUGGAAGACCGUAUAAUUAUCGAAGACCUUGAAAAUAAAUCGAUAAUUUCACAAAGAACAAAAUGAUCGAGAUGUUUUCUUUUCGCAAAAUAAUUAGACUAUUUUUUCUUUUAAAGAAAAAAUAAAAAAGAAAA
This is a messenger RNA of Apis florea (little honeybee), 914 nucleotides long. RefSeq lists its product as uncharacterized. The record is from RefSeq and is a predicted model, not a curated record. Lineage: Eukaryota; Metazoa; Arthropoda; Insecta; Hymenoptera; Apidae.